Molecule: messenger RNA, 736 nt
Organism: Selaginella moellendorffii
Lineage: Eukaryota; Viridiplantae; Streptophyta; Lycopodiopsida; Selaginellales; Selaginellaceae
Product: glutamyl-tRNA(Gln) amidotransferase subunit C, chloroplastic/mitochondrial
Exons: 4
Coding region: 274-663 (129 amino acids)
Biological process (GO): regulation of translational fidelity; glutaminyl-tRNAGln biosynthesis via transamidation
Molecular function (GO): glutaminyl-tRNA synthase (glutamine-hydrolyzing) activity
Source: RefSeq, a predicted model, not a curated record
AUUUAUAUGAACCUCAAGAGAGAACAGCCCCAGAAACUAACAAGUGCUCAAACACGUCGGCAAUGCGUGGCGGUGUCGCCCAAUAACACGUCUUGAGCCUUUUCCACCUCUUUUCCUUGCCAAAUAAUUCGCCAACACUACGAUACCUCAUAUUGUACUGUCAAGGUUCGAUGAUAAAGCAAAGCUUACAUCGAUGGGAAUCGAUGAUAGAUCAAAGCUUUUGAGAUGUGAGACGUGGCACGAUUUGGAGCGUCGGACUUGUUCUUCGCGGCUAUGGCGAGCAGCACGACGAGUUUCACCUGGGGCGGAAGUUUUGUGAGGAUUGGAGCUCGCAAAUCUCGUCGUGGAGUUCUUGGGUGCGUCAAGCCUCCCAAUGUAGGCGAGCUUUGCGAGAAGGCGCGGCUAUCGCUCACUCCCGACGAGGCUGCUGAGAUCGGGCCCCAGAUUUCGAGGGUCGUGGACUGGUUUGGCCAGCUCCAGGAGGUUGAGCUUGACAAUGUGGAUCCCGCGAUCCGGGUUGGUCAUGAGGUGGAAAGCCAACGGGGCUUGAGGAGAGACGAGCAUUUGGAUUUCACGGAGAAGGACUCGAUGGUUGCUUCGGUUGGCGAGAAAGAGGGCGUGUUUAUCAAAGUUCCAAAGAUCCUCAAUGAGCAAAGUGACUAGCCUAGCACUAGAAUAGUGAUCAUGGAUUGUGUAAGUUCCCAGUAAAAAAAAAGUAAAAAGAAAGUUGAUUCAA